AUGGACGCAGCUCGUCAAGACAUCGCUCAACUGGUUGAGCCGGUGGCUUCGCUAUUCGACCAGACUGGCUCGUUGAAACAGGACCACUCGAAGGUGGUCUCGGCUCUUUACCGCGGAGGUAUUCUUCGCCUCUCGAAACGGGCUCGUACUGAUAGUACGGGAGGAGACGUCCAGCGUAAAGCGUAG
This is a messenger RNA of Peronospora matthiolae, 186 nucleotides long. Lineage: Eukaryota; Oomycota; Peronosporomycetes; Peronosporales; Peronosporaceae. The record is from the annotation of a GenBank genome assembly.